This is a messenger RNA of Ahaetulla prasina, 372 nucleotides long. It is a transcript of the gene IFITM5, whose product is annotated as interferon induced transmembrane protein 5. Bases 1 to 372 code for a protein of 123 amino acids. Gene Ontology annotation, cellular component: plasma membrane. The transcript is spliced from 2 exons. The record is from RefSeq and is a predicted model, not a curated record. Gene Ontology annotation, biological process: bone mineralization; bone morphogenesis. Lineage: Eukaryota; Metazoa; Chordata; Lepidosauria; Squamata; Colubridae.
AUGACAGCCCACGAGAAGGAACCUUCUCCCACUAUAAUCACUGUCAGGCCUCCUGUGGUCCCCCAGGACUAUAUGAUUUGGUCAGUCUUCAACACCCUCUAUAUGAAUAUCUGCUGCCUGGGCUUUGUAGCUUUUGCAUAUUCUGUCAAGGCUCGGGAUCAGAAGGUGACUGGGGAUCUGGAAGCUGCUCAUCGCUAUAGUUCCAAAGCCAAAUGCUACAACAUCCUCGCCACAAUGUGGAGUGUGGUGCUGCCAUUGGUGCUCAUUGCUUUGGUGAUUACAGGGGUCCUUCACCUUUCCAAGCUGGCUCAGGAGUCCAUGGACUAUUUGGCUUACAAACUCUUCCCAGAGGAUAUUGAGGACAAAAAGUGA